AAGAGAGUGAGAGCUUCCUCCAGUAUGUGAUCGCUGGUCUGCUGCAUUACUCUACAAUGCAAUAUCUGUGUAGUCCUCCACUCCCUCUCUCUCCUCUCUGUGUCUCUCUUUGAAGCGGUAAUCUCCAGUCGCCUCACAGCUUUCUGCCCUGCCACAGCGCAUCUCUCCCCUCAGCUCUGCUCUCUCCCCAGUGAGGAUGACAUCCCCGAAUUUGAUGAACCAGCGAAGCUCUCAUUCCGGCUGGUGGCUUCUGAGGGAGACCCCACAUGAACGGGCUUACUGGACGAGAAGGUGCUGCAUCUAAAGGGGCUUCAUCCAAAAAAAAAAAAAAAAAUCUGUCAGCUUUAGCAGUCUCCGAAUAAGAGGCCACCUCAAUCAACACUGUACAUAACACCGCCUCCUUCAGAACAGCUCUGUUACUUUACAAAGACAAAACAGCCAGAGUUGCCGGACACAUGUCACAGGUAGAGCAGGAGAUCUCACUUGUCCAGAGAAAGAUGUCUGACCUGGAGUCAGUGCUGCAGCAGAAGGAUAUAGAGCUGAAGGCCUCAGAGACCCAGAGGACCAUCCUGGAACAGGACUUGGCAACUUAUAUCACGGAAUGCAGUAGUCUCAAGCGCAGUUUGGAACAGGCUCGAAUGGAAGUGUCUCAGGAGGAUGAUAAAGCACUGCAGCUCCUUCAUGACAUCCGGGAGCAGAGCAACAAGCUUCAAGAAAUUAAAGAGCAGGAGUAUCAUGCCCAGUUGGAGGAAAUGCGAGUUUCCAUCAGACAGUUGGAGGAGGACCUGUCUGCUGCUCGACGUCGCAGCGACCUCUACGAAGCCGAGCUCAAAGAGUCUCGACAGAACAGCGAGGAGCUGAAGAGGAAAGCUGCAGACUACCAGCACAGGAUGCAGAAGGUCUUCACAGCCAAAGAGCAAGGCAAAGCCGAAACAGAGGAACUGAUCGCCAAGUUGGAGAAGACCAAUGCUGAACAGCAGACAAAGAUUCAGGAUCUUCAGGAGAAGCUAACCAAGGCCUUAAAAGCCAGUGCUGAAGCUACAGACCUCCUUCAGACCAUGAGGAUGUCCAAAGAACGUAUAGAACGAGACCUGGAGAGACUACAGAACAAGGAGGAUUCCAGUGACAGCCUGCGUAGACGCCUCCGUGAGACAGAGGAUGGCAGGAAAACUUUGGAGAACCAGGUGAAAAGGCUGGAGAUUGUCGAGCGCCGGGAGACUAAACUCAAGGAGGAGAUUCAAAGCAAAGCCCAGCAGAUUCAGCAGAUGGCAGAUAAGAUUCUGGAGUUGGAGGAGAGUCUACGAGAGACCCAAGGCACGGCCCAGAGACUGGAGGCUCAUCUGAAGCAGAAGGAGAAACUCUAUGAAGACAAAAUAAAGGUGUUGGAGGCCCAGAUGAAGGCGGACAUGGCUGACAAGGAGAUGUUGGAGUCCAGUCAGAGCAAAUAUGAGGAGGAGGUGCGGGAGAAGUGCAGCAUCAUCAGCGAACAGAAGGCGACCAUAAAUGCGAUGGACUCUAAGAUGAACAGCCUGGAGCAGAGAAUCACUGAGCUGUCAGAGGCCAACAAACUGGCAGCCAACAGCAGUAUAUAUACCCAGAAAAAUAUGCUUGGCAGGAAAGCCCAGGAGGAGAUGAUCUCAGAGCUUCGCCAGCAGAAGUUCUACUUGGAGUCUCAGGCUGGGAAGCUGGAGGCCCAAAAUGCUAAACUGGAGGAGCAUCUUGAGAAAAUGAGUCAGCAAGAGCAAAGCAAUAAAAGCCGUGUGAUGGAGCUGGAGACGAGGCUCAGAGAGAUCGGGCUGGAACACGAGGAGCAGAAGCUGGAGAUCAAGCGUCAGGUGACAGAGCUGACCCUGUCACUGCAGGAGCGUGAAUCCCAGAUCAGUAACCUGCAGGCAGCCCGCCACGCUCUGGAGAACCAGCUGCAACAGGCCAAGACCGAGCUGGAGGAAACCACCGCAGAGGCCGAGGAGGAGAUCACCGUCCUCAGAGCACACAGAGAUGAGAUUCAGCGCAAGUUUGAUGCUUUGAGAGACAGCUGUGCGGUGAUCACAGACCUGGAGGAGCAGUUGACCACACUGACCCAGGAGAACGCUGAGCUGAACCGCCAGAACUUCUACCUGUCCAAGCAGCUGGAUGAGGCUUCAGAUGAACGAGAGGACCGACUGCAGCUCAGCCAGGAUGUGGACCAGCUGCGUCGGGAGGUCGCCGACCGUGAAAUGCACCUUAACAACCAGAAACAGAACCUUGAGACACUGAAGACCACAUGCACCAUGUUGGAGGAGCAGGUUAUGGAGCUGGAGACGCUGAAUGAUGAGCUGAUGGAGAAGGAGAGGCAGUGGGACGCCUGGAGGUCAACACUGGAGGAUGAGAAGAACCAGGCUGAGAGGAGGACCAGGGAGAUCCAGAGACUGCUGGACACCGAGAAACAGAACAGGCUUCGUGCAGAACAGCGCAGCUCUGAGUCUCGUCAGGCUGUGGAACAGGCCGUGAAGGAGCACAAAGCUGAGAUCCUGGCCCUGCAGCAGGCCCUCAAAGACCAGAAACUCAAAGCAGAGAGCCUCGCCGACACUCUGAAUGAUCUUGAGAAGAAACACGCCAUGUUGGAAAUGAACGCCCGCAGUUUGCAGCAGAAGUUGGAGAGUGAACGGGAUCUGAAACAGAGGCUUCUGGAGGAGCAAGAGAAGCUGCAGCAGCAGAUGGAUGCUCAGAAGACACACAUCUUCCGUCUGACCCAGGGGCUGCAGGACGCUCUGGACCAGACUGACCUGCUGAAAACAGAGAGGACUGACCUGGAAUACCAGCUGGAGAACAUCCAGCUCCACCUGCAGGCUGUGUACUCCCAUGAGAAGGUGAAAAUGGAGGGGACCAUCACCCAGCAGACCAAGCUCAUAGACUUCCUGCAGGCCCAGGCCCAUGGCGGCUCCAAGAAGAAAAAGGGUCUGUUCGGGCGACGUCGGGAGGAUCUGUUGGCCGCCAUGGCUGCUCAGGCCCAGGCUCAGGGCCAGGGGCAGGGCCAGGUGUCCCCCGUCCCACCCAUCCAGCCGGUGCCCCUGCAGUACAGCGACAUGAAAGCAGCUCUGGACAAAGAACGCACUCGCUGCUCUGAGCUUGAAGACGCUCUGCAGAAAAUGAGAGCGGAGCUUCGAUCUCUGAGAGAGGAAGCUCUGCAGUAUAAGGAUCAUGGAAACUCUGCAAAUCCGCCAUCAGCUCGGCAGCAGAUGAUCAUGUCGGCCAUGGUGAAAUCUCCUGAACACCAGCAGGGCCCGACCAACCUGACAACCUCCAACUCUGGACGCAGGAAGGACGCUGCAACACCAGAGGAGAGAAGGAGGGUCACUUUUGAAAAGUAUAGCCGCCGUCUGAAGGACAGUCAGAGAGACAGGGACAGGGAGAGGGACAGGGUCCACCACAACACUGCUCACCGCUUCACAGUGGGACUCAACAUGAGAGCAGCCAAGUGCACCGUGUGCCUGGACACCGUGCACUUUGGGCGCCAAGCUGCCACCUGCCUUGAAUGUCACGCUUUGUGCCACCCAAAAUGCUCCCCAUGCCUUCCAGCCACCUGUGGCAUGUCCAGCGACUGCUCCCUGCAUCUGUCUGAGGGUCUGUGUCGAGACAAAGGCAGCUCCCCUGGCCAGCAGCUCAAAGAGGCUGGAGGACACAUGCACCUGGAGGGCUGGAUGAAACAGCCCAGGAAUGGGAAGCGAGGCCAGGGCUGGGAGAGGAAGUAUGUGAUCCUGGAUGGAACUAAAGUGUCCCUCUAUGAGAUCGAGCCCAGAGAAGACUCAGUAAAACCUCUGGAGGAGUUUGACCUUUGUCUGUCGGAUGGAGAAGUGGUGGUUCAUGGAGCAGUUGGAGCGUCUGAGCUUCCAAACACCGCCAAGUCAGAUGUUCCUUACGUGCUGAAGCUGGAGUCCCGCUGUCACACCCCCUGUUGGCCCGGACAGGCCAUCUACUUCAUGGCUCCCAGUUUCCCAGACAAACAGCGCUGGGUGGCUGUCAUGGAGUCGGUGGUGGCCUCGGGUCGAGCCUCUCGGGAAAAAGCCGAGGCCGACGCAGCUGCUGUGUCCAAAAGACAAAUGGUUCUGUCUCCUCUGGUCCAGAAGCUGCUUGGAAACUCUCUCCUGAAGCUGGAGGGAGACGAUCGGCUGGACAUUAACUGCACACUUCCCCUCACAGAUCAGAUAGUUCUGGUGGGCUCAGAAGAGGGUCUGUACGCCCUGAAUGUCAUCAAGAACUCCCUGACUCACAUCCCUGGACUGGGAUCAGUCUUUCAGAUUCACAUCAUCAAAGAACAGGAGAAGCUUCUGAUGAUUGUUGGGGAUGAGAGGGCGCUAUGUCUGGUGGAGAUUAAGAGAGUAAAGCAGUCUCUGGCUCAGUCCCACCUGCCCAGUCAGUCUGAACUGGCUCCUUACAUCUUUGAGACGGUGAAGGGCUGCCAUCUGUUUGCUGCUGGGAGAAUAGACAAUGGACCUUGUAUAUGUGCUGCGAUGCCCAACAAAAUAACCAUUCUGCGCUACAAUGACAAUCUCAACAAAUACUGCAUCCGUAAGGAGAUUGAAACUCUGGAGCCCUGCAGCUGCAUCCAUUUGACGAGCUACAGCAUCAUCAUCGGCACCAACAAGUUUUAUGAGAUUGAAAUGAAGCAGUUUGUGCUUGAGGAGUUUUUGGAUAAGAAUGAUGUGUCGCUGGCCUCGGCAGUGUUCGCUGCAUCGUCUCACAGCUUCCCUAUCGCCAUCAUGCAGGUGGCCAGCAGCAUGCAAAAGGAGGAGUACCUGCUGUGUUUCCAUGAGUUUGGAGUGUUUGUGGACACAUAUGGACGAAGGAGCCGCACUGAUGAAAUCAAGUGGAGUCGUCUGCCUUUGUCCUUUGCUUACAGAGAGCCUUACCUGUUCGUCACCUACUUCAACUCUCUGGACGUCAUCGAGGUGCAGGGUCACGCCGCUCUGGGUCCUGCAGUGUUGGCUCACCUGGACAUCCCAAACCCUCGCUACCUGGGCCCGGCCAUCUCCUCCGGCGCCAUCUACCUGGCUUCGUCCUACCAGAACAAACUGAGGGUCAUCUGCUGUAAGGGCAGCCUGAUCCGAGAGUCCGGAGAACUGCAGAGAACCGGGUCCAGCCGAGGGAGCCCCAGUAAGCGAGGCCCCCCCACCUACACAGAGCACAUCUCCAAGCGUUUGGCCUCGGGCCCCGGCAGCCACGACGGUCUGCAUCGAGAGCCCAGCACCCCCCACCGCUACAGGGAGGGACGCACCGAGUUCAGACGGGACAAGUCCCCGGCCCGGCCCCUGGACCGGGAGAAGUCCCCGGGCCGGGUCCUGGACAGCCGCAGGGAGAGGUCCCCCGGGAGGUUUGGGGACAGCACCCGGCUCCACGCUGGGUCUGUUCGGACACAACUGGCCCCUGUUAACAAGGUGUGGGAUCAGUCGUCGGUGUGAGUCCGGUCCUGCUCGGCUCCUGACUGGAGCCUGAAGACAAACCACAGGAAACCUUUGAUCCACUGAGUGCAAGCACACACUGACACACUCUCAGACCCACUCACGGUACACUCUGACUGUCACCCCAUUGCCUGUACAUAGUGCAGCCUCUGCUCCUCAUUCCACCCUUAAACCUGCACAGGGAGACGUCUCCUGCGACAAUCCUCUCUUUUCCAAUACGUGCUUUGUGGGCAGCGACCCCACGGUAGAUCUGGUGGCAGGGAACCUACGGUGAUCUACGGAUCCAGAGAAUCUUUAUAAUAUAUAAUCAAAGUUGUACAUAUCGCUGUCUGAGUUUUUAUAGACAAAGGGAUAUAAGUCGGCUGGAGAAGCCAUGUCUAUUUUUUUUAAAAAUGAGUUUCUAAAGAUGUUGCAGGGAGAUUAAUGAUGUCGUUGGUGAAGAAAUCCAAUAUCAACAUUUCAUUAGAAUCUGAAAUAUCACUAGAUGAGGGUUUUAUUCUCUGCUCAGAGAAUCAAACACGUGUUUAAUUACUCACAUUGAUCACGAUGAUGAGAAAGGAGGCAACACUUUGCACAUGAGAUUGGAUUUGAACAGGAGUUAAAAUCUCGUUCUUGUUACAUGACCAGUCUUCUUUCUUUGGAUCAAAUGUAUGGUCCUCUUCUAAAUAGCCUUUAAUAUAUAAUUGCAUAUGAUUGCUUUAUUGACACUUGUCGUCUGGCCAUACUUUGUUAAACUUAAAAACUUAAAGCAAUGUUUUGCUCCAAGUGUUCCUUGUGUUGUUUUAGCAAACCUAAGAUAAAGAACCACGCAGCUCCGCCUGUGGUGACGGACAUCGUGCGGUCGGGCUGCAGCCGCGGCCUCAGCUUGCUCUUAGUCUGCUGCUGCUGAUUAUGGUCCAGGUGUCCUGUUUCUGUGCAGUGAUAUGAAGUCUAGUUAUCGUCAGGGGUCGUCACUUUCUAGUAUUGUUUCUUUAGAGCUGCUAAGACCACCUCCAUUCAUCACAUCAGUGAGCAUGACUAACUUAGAGCAGCACUCGUCGCUUUUCGAUCUUGAUUCUUUCUCUUGGUUGUAAUUUUUCUGUCAUGUAUUCACUUGAAUUUGCAUUCAGUAGGUAGACAUUGAUGUUAGACAGUAACUUAAGAUUUUCUUGAUUUUUAGAGAUGUAUAUCAGUACAUGCAUUAAACAUGAUUAAAGCCA
Molecule: messenger RNA, 6637 nt
Organism: Sphaeramia orbicularis (orbiculate cardinalfish)
Lineage: Eukaryota; Metazoa; Chordata; Actinopteri; Kurtiformes; Apogonidae
Gene: citb
Product: citron rho-interacting serine/threonine kinase b
Exons: 41
Coding region: 456-5438 (1660 amino acids)
Source: RefSeq, a predicted model, not a curated record